CAUAAACUGUAUACGUUUUUAAUAUCAAGUAGUUUUUUUGGAGGAAUUUAUAAGAUGAACACUUUAACGUUAAUUUGUGGACUAUUGGUUUGGACCGUCCUUGCAGCGGGUUCCCCACUUCCAGAAGAAGAGGUAGCAGCAGAAGUUGCGAUUGCCCACGAGAGAGAAUCCAACUUGGAGUUGUCACCAAAUGCCGAGACUGGGAACACUGGAGUUGCUGGACCUGCUGGUUCUACGGUUCCUGCCGGGGCGGCCGAAUCCACGGACGACGGUGGGGACGGGAAGAAGGGAGGGAAAGGGAAGGGAAAGAAGUGGAGGAAGGGUGGCAAGAAGGGUAGUGGAGGAGAGGCUGCCACUUCGGAGGACGACGACAGUGAGGACAAGAAAGGGGCAAAAAAGGACAAGAUGAAGAAGCGAAUGGAGAAGGCCAAGGAGAAGAUGGGUGAAUUCAAGGAGAAGGCGAAGGAGAAGAAACAAAAGAUAAAGGAGAAAAUGGGCGAAUUCAAGGAGAAGAUCAAGGCAAAAAAGGACGCAAAUACGAUGAAAGCCGCAGUAAUGCCUGCUACUUCUGGCACAUCAGCCAAUUAGUCUCAUUCUGAUUUUAAUCAAUGCCAAUUAACCAUUAAAUGUUUUAUUCAAUUCAAUA
Folsomia candida is the source of this 646-nucleotide messenger RNA. Its product is annotated as protein PXR1. The transcript is spliced from 4 exons. Lineage: Eukaryota; Metazoa; Arthropoda; Collembola; Entomobryomorpha; Isotomidae. Bases 55 to 588 code for a protein of 177 amino acids. The record is from RefSeq and is a predicted model, not a curated record.